GCGUCUUACUUGAUAUUCAUCAAAUAUGAGUAUCAAUUUCAUUUAUUUAUUUUAAAGAUAAACUUUAUGCUUUACUUUGUUGAUAUAUUGUUUCAUCAAAUCUAUUGUUUCCCGGCCCUCUGAACGGGCAAAAGGGUGGAAUCAGUUUUCUCAAAUAACAGGAACGGGUUCGCCUUGAAGUGGACCCUAGAAUGACAGGCCUGUUGGGCAAAUCUGUGUGUUGCUUAUGGGACCCACCAAUCACUUUUCUUCCCGUCGGGAAUGGGACAGGGAAAGAAUUAAGAAAGAAAAACUGCAUAAAUCCUAUUUUUGACCUUUUUCUAUAGCCAUUUUCUUCCACACAUUUGAUAGAGAUGGCUACUACGACCAUAGUAAAUACACCAGCUGCGAGAAGGCUAUCGUUACUGCCCCUUUCAUCGGCGAAUCGAACUCAUACAAAUGCUCUAUCAUCUCAAAGCAAUAGUAGCACAAUGUAUCACCAGGCCGAUUCAAGGAACUCAGACGGGCCAAAAUUAAGUAUACACUUUAAUGAAGGUCCCAACUUGACUAUAAGACCCAACCGUAUUGUGAGAGGUCAUGUCAAAUUAAAGACAAGCAAAAUAAUUUAUGCUAGUCAAAUUCGUGUCAAGUUUAAAGCUGUAGAAGUUGCUUGCGUUAAAGUAAAAGAAACAAAGACGGAAGACCGUAUUGAGAAAUUAACAACCACCUAUUUUGAGAUCGAAACAAGAGUGUUUGGCAGUCAAGAAAAUGCCUAUUUUCUGAAUAAUUGGCAGACUAUAGAACCAGGCGAAUAUGAAUACAAAUUUGCGAUGAAGUUUCCAAACGUAAACUUCCCGCCAUCCCUGGAAAACCCUACAGGGUUCUCUGUUCGUUAUUUGUGGACAGCCUAUCUGGACGGUGCGGCAAACCAUCCCGGAGCGCGCAGUGCGGAAGUCAGCACAAUUUAUCGGCCUUUACUCUGCGCGCCUGAAGCCAAUCCGUGGGUGUUUCAGGAAACAUUGUAUAAAGACAAAAAGACGCCAGUAGCCACCAUCAAAGUCAAAUUACCAGCUCAGGUUUUCGUUCCUGAACAAAUCACACAGUUAGAUAUUGAAAUUAACUGCAUACCGUCGGAUAUAAGUGUCGGUAGUUUGGGUUACAAGUUUCGAAAAUGCUACGAAGGAAAGCUACAGCUGGAGCGAGGCAUUGUGCACAAAGUGUUUAAAAGAGAUAUUCACCAAAAAAUGAUCAAUAUAAAGGACAAUGCAGUAGAUUCUGGAAAUAGCAGCAACCUGUAUGUACCCAACCUACAGUUACAGCUACCUUCAUGGCUAUUAUCACCUUGCUUUCAGUCAAACCACAUUCGUGUUUACUAUUAUCUCAUUCUAAUGGUUCAGCUGGAUCCGACCAAUUUGUUGAAAUCAUCCUAUCACACGCAGGUGCAAAUUCCUAUUGGAAUAGCCAAUGUAUCUCAUGAGCACUUUGCAAGACUUCCGGGAAUGACGACUAUCCAACAUUAUAAGAAUUCACGAGAAGCACCCGUGUUCUUUGAUGCGAAUCUAGAAGAGCCACCAGGUUAUCCGAUAAGUCCUCCUCUAAGUACCCGAGACAGUACGGGGGAAUUAUUCACAUCUCCAUUAUCUACAUUAUUGAAUCCUGAUGAUGAAGCUUUGCUUGGUGAGUUCAGACAAAAUAACACCACAGUGCCAACGAACAGUGGAUCCAUAUUGUCACCAUCUUCUCCUCCUUCUGCAGCACGAGAAGAGCUUCUGCCUCCUCCAGAUUACUUUAGUCUCAAUGACAUUCCUCAAUAUAUCGAAAAAGAGCGCGUAGAAAAGACAAGAUACUCUACUCGACUUGUUAAACCCAAUAUGCUAAUGGAGUUAGGUGAGCCAUUAACCAUCGAACCCUAUUCUGAUGAUGAAUGGUAGAGUUAUUUUUUUUUUUGAUUUCCGUAAAUACCCACAUUUUUCACUCUUCCCGUUCUUUACCCGCCUUUCACAAAUUUUAUGUAUUAUGUAAUAUUAUGUAUAUUUUUGUCUUAUAUAAAGCGUGCAGUCAAUCUAACCAUGGCUGUCUACUGUAGUCCCCUUCCUUCUUAAGAAACUC
This is a messenger RNA of Mycotypha africana, 2088 nucleotides long. RefSeq lists its product as uncharacterized. The coding region runs from base 354 to 1910 and encodes 518 amino acids. Lineage: Eukaryota; Fungi; Mucoromycota; Mucoromycetes; Mucorales; Mycotyphaceae. Gene Ontology annotation, cellular component: cytoplasm. The record is from RefSeq and is a predicted model, not a curated record. The transcript is spliced from 5 exons. Gene Ontology annotation, biological process: protein transport.